AGCGCAUGUAGGCGCACCUUCGGCUCCAUCACCAGACAAGGCACCUCGGUAACUUAUCUCCGCGCCGGACCCGCAGCUCACAUGACAGACCCUGAACAGCAACGGUCAGCUUAAUAAACGGGUAAUGGCUCCAGUGUGAUUAUUUCAACAACUUCCUGUCCAGCUGGCCUGUCCAACUCUGUAGCUAUGGAAACUUGUCCCAGAGGCUGCACCCCAGCGGUGCGCUUUUAUCAUAAAGUGAACCGACUCAAGACACUGGAUGAUGACAUGAUGGCCACAUCGCUAAAACGCUGCCUCUCCACCCUGGACCUGACUCUGUUGGGAGUCGGUGGCAUGGUGGGCUCUGGGCUUUAUGUCCUGACAGGAACAGUGGCUAAAGACAUGGUUGGGCCUGCUAUCAUCAUUUCCUUCAUUAUUGCAGGUUUUGCCUCUCUACUGGCCGCCUUUUGUUACGCAGAGUUUGGAGCAUGCAUUCCCAAAACAGGAUCUGCCUACAUGUUUACCUAUGUAUCUGUGGGAGAGGUCUGGGCCUUUCUCAUUGGUUGGAAUGUGAUUCUGGAGAAUAUGAUCGGUGGUGCUGCUGUGGCACGUGCCUGGAGUGGCUAUCUGGACUCUAUGUUUAACCAUGCCAUCCAGAACUUCACAGAGACACACAUUAUGCAGUGGAACGUGCCCUUUUUGGCCCAUUACCCUGACCUCCUUGCCGCAGGGAUUCUGGUAGUUGCCUCAUUCUUCAUUUCCUUCGGAGUUCAAGUGUCCUCUUACCUCAAUCACAUCUUCUCCACUAUUAGCAUGUGUGUCAUCGUUUUCAUGCUGGUAUUUGGUUUUAUUCUGGCUGAACCAGCCAAUUGGAGCCAGAAAGAAGGAGGUUUUGCACCUUUCGGGUUAUCUGGAAUACUGGCGGGUUCAGCAACAUGUUUCUACGCAUUUGUGGGCUUUGAUGUAAUUGCAUCUUCAAGUGAGGAGGCAAAGAACCCACAGAAAUCUGUUCCCAUUGCCACUGCGAUCUCCCUUGGAAUCGCAUCUGCAGCAUACAUUCUGGUCUCAAUGGUGCUCACACUAAUGGUACCCUGGCAUACGUUGGACCCCAACUCUGCUCUGUCAGAUGCUUUCUUCCGCCGGGGUUACAGUUGGGCUGGAAUUAUUGUGGCAAUAGGUUCCAUCUGCGCCAUGAACACUGUGCUGCUGUGUAAUCUCUUCUCCCUCCCUCGGAUUGUGUACGCCAUGGCAGAGGAUGGGUUGUUUUUCUCAAUUUUCGCACGAGUCAAUCCCACCACCAAAGUCCCUGUCAUUGCCAUAUUGGUGUUUGGGAUCCUCAUGUCCACCGUGGCUCUUGUCUUUGACCUGGAGGCAUUGGUUCAGUUUUUGUCCAUUGGCACCCUCCUGGCAUACACCUUUGUGGCAGCGAGUGUUAUUGUGCUACGUUUCCAUCCUGACAAAACCAGCUCAAAGGGAACCGCUUCCACAUCUCCAAACCCUAAUGCGGAGCCUUCUAGUGCCCCUUCAGAGUCUCAAACCAUAAAUGAGGACAGCAGGGAGCUGAAGCAGUACGAGUCUUUCUCUGACAAACUCCAGUUGGUAGAGAGACAGGCUUCAACAGAGCGGCGUGGGGUGGGACAGCUGAGGGCCUACUGGGAACCAUACCUGGGCAAGCUGCUGGGAAACUGUGAACCGGGCGAGGUAGUGGGUUACUGCGUGCUGAAUGUAUUAGUGAGCUCAGUCUCCUUCUGUGUAGUGUUAGAAUUUGGAACCAAACAGCUGCAUCUGCCGCUCUGGAGCUCCAUUGUGCUGCUGGUGAUUUUUGCCUUGGCUUAUGUUCUCAGCCUGGCACUCAUAUGGUUCCACGAGCCACAAACCAGCAGAAAAACAUUCCAGGUACCCUUGGUUCCAUUGACUCCAGCUGCCAGUAUUCUCAUUAAUAUAUUCCUCAUGAUGAAGCUCAGCUAUCUAACCUGGAUUCGUUUCACCGUAUGGAUCGCUAUAGGUCUCUUAGUGUAUUUUGGCUAUGGAAUCUGGCACAGUAAGGAGGGAAAGCGGGAGCUGCAACCCAAAGACGUGGCCACCCGGUAUGUGGUGCUACCCAGCGGCAGUCUGGUAGAGUCGGUGCAGCCUGUCCAGCCCGAUGGACAAUUGGACACCUCGGCGCACCACGUUAACCCCUCCACUGCCUUGACAGCUGAGGAGUACCCAGGAAAUAGAUGAUGUGUGACCAAACAUAGUCCUUACCACUGCCUGGUAUUGUCUGUUGUCUCCCACUCAUGUGCUUUACUAUUUCUAGUGCUCUCCCUGUAUCUCACUCCCGUCAGUGUGUGACUGGUCUGCCACAGUCCGUACUCGUUGCUCUCCAAAUGUAAGCACAUCACAGGAUGGGAUGCACGCUCUCUGUCUUGUUGUGAAGCCUAUUUGUAUAUCUUGUAAUACUCAAAAUUACCGUAGGGAGCUUUAUUACUGUUCUUUAAACUCCUAGCAUCAAAUAUUGUGUUGUAUCCUCUUUUCUUGCAACCUUGCCAGUUUGUCAAAAUCCACAUGGUUAUAGGUUAUAUAUGGUGCUUUCUAUGUGACAAAUGUUUAGUUAUAGGUAUUAAAAUCAAUAUUCAGAGCAUUAACAACACAGCAAGCUCAUGGCUUGAUUUAUUUAUUUUUAAUGCUAACACAGAUCUUGAGCUGUAAAAUGAUUUUGAGCAUAUUAAGCAAUCAUAUGUUGCAUGUUUUGGUAUGCACAGACCUUUUGUGAGUUUGCAUUUUUGCAUUUUUUUACAUUCUCCCACAAACCUCAGGAGAAACUACAAGCUCUUAUAAUGUGGAUUCUCUUAGUGCAUCUCCUCCUUUUUGUACUUAUAGACUGCCCCAAGAAAUGUGGUUUCUGGCAAAUUCUCUGAAAUCUGUAUUUAAUUUUCUAUUACUUUAUACAGAUCUCAUUAGCUUAUAUUUUCAUUGUCUUUUUUUUUAUGUCACGGUAUCUGUGUUAUAUGUUUUGCAUGUAUCUCUAUUAGUCUCCAUCAGGAAUUUGUGUUCCCCAUUUUAGUCGCACUUCAGUGCUUUAGUUAAUCUCAUACAUCUCAUCCCAUGAUCCUGGUUUUUUUUGUGUCACUGAUCUUGAAUUUGGUCCAGUCUUUUCUCACACACGUUUAAACAGCAGCCCUUUACCCUUUCUCCCUGUUGGUAUGAGAUUAUAAACAUGUAUUGAGCCUUUAUUUUACUGUGUUUUCCUGAUAUAACCUGGGAGACAAAUAGAUUAUUGAAUAUAUAUAAGGCAAGCACAAACCUGAAUGGGAAUUUUCACACACAUGGUUGGACACUGGCAGGCAGGCAGGCAGACAUUGGUUAUGUUAAACCUGGGAUGUGUUCCAUCUGAGGCCUCGGUAAUCCCAGCAGAUUUGCUUCGGUCCCUGUCACCAGUCUGCAGUUUGACCUAGAUAAGCGAGGCACAUGUGAGUACACUCAUAUUAUAGAGACAGCAUUCUCAAAGCCUACACUUGUAAACAACAGUGUCAAUAAGUGAAGGCUUUAUUUUUGUAUUACAUAGGUAAAUGUAAUAAAAAAACACCCCAAUGAAUGUUAUGUUUUCAUUCAUUUCAAUUUGUGUUUGCAUGUGUUGCAUAAGAAACCGAUGACGUGUUGUAGUCAAUGCAGACUAAUUUCCAAAGUUCGCGUUAUCAGUCUUUCUGAAUUAGUUAAAUGUAUUUGUAUGUUAAAUCAAAUAAAACACAUUUCAUGCUUUCUAAUUAUUAAACCUAAACACAAACAUGGAAGAAAAGGUAAAGUAGGAGGCAUUUUGGCAUUCCUAGAAUUUUGUAUAACUUUGCACAAUGAAAACUAUUGUCUGGUAAUUUUCUGUUAUGCUUUGGAUGUCGGAGCCAGUAUCAGAUAUUGAUACUGUGGGGAUUUUUUAAGCUAAAUGUUCUGUCACCUCUUUCUCUGUCUCUUAUAAAUUCAAUUAUUUUAUUACUUUUGAAUUGUAUUGUACUAUGUACUUGCACACAAGUUCUCAAAUAUUUCUGUUAAUAGUGUAGGUCUGUAUAAAAUGCAUUAUACUGUGUUAUAAAUGAAAAAUACAUGUUUUGCAUUUACAAAAAUAGAAAUUGUGGACAAAAUAAACUAAUUAGCAGAUAACAU
Messenger RNA from Cyclopterus lumpus (lumpfish), 4116 nucleotides. It is a transcript of the gene slc7a4, whose product is annotated as solute carrier family 7 member 4. Gene Ontology annotation, molecular function: amino acid transmembrane transporter activity. Gene Ontology annotation, biological process: amino acid transport; transmembrane transport. Bases 187 to 2202 code for a protein of 671 amino acids. NCBI's taxonomy places the organism in Eukaryota, Metazoa, Chordata, Actinopteri, Perciformes, Cyclopteridae. Gene Ontology annotation, cellular component: plasma membrane. The record is from RefSeq and is a predicted model, not a curated record. The transcript is spliced from 5 exons.